Messenger RNA from Echinops telfairi (small Madagascar hedgehog), 5392 nucleotides. RefSeq names its product blood vessel epicardial substance (gene POPDC1). The record is from RefSeq and is a predicted model, not a curated record. Gene Ontology annotation, molecular function: cAMP binding. Lineage: Eukaryota; Metazoa; Chordata; Mammalia; Afrosoricida; Tenrecidae. Gene Ontology annotation, cellular component: sarcolemma. The transcript has 8 exons. Bases 56 to 1120 code for a protein of 354 amino acids.
GAUCAUAAAAGAAAAGGAAGCGUGUCCUUCUGGUCUUUCCCGGGAAGUUUUCACGAUGAAUUACACUGGGUCCAGCCCAUUGGCCGAAUCACCUGCAGUGGGUUUUACACCUGUGUUACAAAGUAUCAUCCCUGUGCCCGCCAAUGAAACCACCUGUGAAAACUGGAGAGAGAUUCACCACCUUGUUUUUCAUGUAGCAAAUAUUUGUUUUGCAAUUGGGUUGGUUAUUCCCACUACUGUUCCUUUUCAUAUGAUACUUCUUAGGGCGAUGUUGACACUAGGAUGCACCCUCUAUAUCGUCUGGGCCACUCUCUACCGUUGCGCCUUGGAUGUAAUGAUCUGGAACUCGGUGUUCUUGGGUGUCAAUGUUUUGCACCUUUCCUACCUGUUGUACACGAAAAGACCGGUGAAGAUUGAGAAGGAACUCCAUGGCGCGUACCGGCGACUCUUUGAACCCCUCCGCGUGUCUCCCGAUUUGUUCAGAAGACUGACUGGACAGUUUUGCAUAAUUCAAACCUUGACGAAGGGCCAGACAUAUGCUUUAGAGGACAAAACCUCCGUGGAUGACCGGCUGAGUAUACUUCUGAAGGGCAAAAUGAAGGUCUCCUAUCGAGGACAUUUUCUGCAUAACAUUUACCCCUGUGCCUUUAUAGAUUCACCUGAAUUUCGGUCAACUCAGAUGCACAAAGAUGAAAAAUUCCAGGUUACUAUUAUUGCAGAUGACAACUGCAGAUUUCUAUGCUGGUCAAGAGAAAGAUUAACUUACUUUCUGGAAUCCGAACCUUUUCUGUAUGAAAUAUUUAGAUACCUUAUUGGAAAAGACAUUACAAACAAGCUAUACUCAUUGAAUGAUCCUACAUCAAAUGAUAAGAAAGCCAAGCCCAGCCUUUGCACACAGAUUUCCAUGCUGGAAAUGAGGAACAGUAUGGCCAGCUCCAGUGACAGUGACGAUGGGCUGCAUCACUUCCUUCGGGGGACCUCCAGUGUCUCCUCGCUUUAUGUGUCAUCCCCACAACGAGCCUCUGCCAAGAUGAAGCCGAUCGAAGAAGGGGUGGAAGAUGACGAUGAGGUCUUUGAACCAGCGUCUCCAACCCCAUUGAAAGGGCACCAGUUGCCUUGAUGAGAGAGGAUUCAUGUUACCAAGACAAAGGUCGUCUUGAAGAUAUCCUGAAAAAGUACCAGCACCUUUUCUUAGCUUUGCGAUUAUUCAGCUCUGGGACGUCCAGACUGGCGGGGUCUGCGGGCCGGAGGGUGGGAAGGUCAAGGAGAAAGGCCGCUUCUCCGGCCCUUUUUCUUGCUCAGCUUUUUAACUAGUGGCUCGACCGAGCCUUCGGACUCAUCCUCAUUCUAGUUUGAGACAAGCCGCUCCACAGCGUCUUCUACAUGUGUUCGUUUUAGCUGAAAAGAUCGCGGUGCUCUUAGCGCACACACCUUUCAUGCGUCUUUCGAAGUUGUGCUUCUCUUUCCUCUCGGUGUGUUCGCCGCACGGGGCAGAUUGACCGAGCAAUGCAAGUUGGAAAUGGAGGUGGAGGUGAUAUUAAAAAGCCGGGCUCUCAAGCGCUCUUCCAUUUCUGUAUUUCUCUGUGUGGUGGCAUUUUAGACAACGGAAUUUGACUGGUUAUUUUCCCCCCAAGGCCAGACACAUGUUGGCACUGGAUCACCUUACGGAUGUGGGCCUCUGUAGAUGGCUCGAUAAUGGGAAAAGCUCCUCCGAGCGGACUCACAUUACCUUCUAGAAGUUCCCCCAUUUAGAGACUACUCUGAAACCUGACGCAAGCAAGAUAGCACAGGGGAGCAGCUCGGCAUUGGCUGUCCACCUUCAGCUAAACUCAAGUUUCCGGUGGUGUUGAGCCAUCUUGUCCCGCACCAACGGGGGUGGGAGAUGCUGUGCAGAGGCUAGAGGGGGCUGCAGAAGCAGAGUCGAGGGUCCUGAGCACGGGGUCACGAAGACGGGGUCGCUGAGUGCUGAGCCGCAUCCUUCAGCGUGUGUUCCCCAGCCUCCGUCUGGAAUGCACUUCUUGCCAGAACCGUGCUGUCGCCAACCAGGGUAAGACUGUGAGUUUGGCUCAAAGCGCCCUGCUGCUGGUCAGUGUGACCAUGGCACCUGGCCGUCCUGCACGCAGGUGAAUGAAGCCCGUUGUUAGGAAAUGCCUCAUCCUGCCCCAUUCACGUGUAUUCUUAUCUCACCCAUCGGAGGGACUUCGAGUUGGUCCCUUGUUGGGUUAAAUAGCUAAGGAAAGUUCUAAAUGAAAUGAUUUUCGGGUCACCUGAGCCAAAAGAAGCAUCUCUUGCCAAAACGUGAUUUAUGUGAGAGAAGUAAGGCAGCAUAGGGGCACUCUGUUUGCCUAAAUCCACUCUUCCUGGGCCAUUUCGUUUUGUCAUUCAACUUGAGUUACACUUACAUGCUAGGCCACUCAGUGCCACAUUUUACAGAAAGCUGGGCAACCCAGCUGCUGACGUGUCAUUCCCUGUACAGGGAAAGGCGGAUUUUGCAUGACUAUGCUAGUGGGCUCUUCAGUUGGCUACAGAUGGAACUUAUUGUUGAGAAAACGGAGCUCGAGGCGUGGGUGACUUCGUCUUGCUUCUCAGGUUGAAGGAUCUCUUUCUGUACCUAAGCACUCCGCUGCGACUCUCCUGUAACUGGGGAACUGUUUCCUCCUCGCCCUUAGCCCCAAAAAAGCGCAGCUCACUGCGUUGACGGCAACAGAAGACCAGCUUGCCCUCUCUUACAGACCUAGUCUCCCAGAUCGCACCGCAGCCUAAUGAGCCCGCACACGCUGCCCAGACCGGGCAGUUACUGUAGAUGCUGCGGAGGCCCUAUUUCUUACUUUCUUUAUUUAGGUUUGAGGGGACUUUAUUGUAAAGCGUAACACACCGGGAGCACAGGCAUGGGUACUUUGUCGUUCCUUUGUGAGUGGGGCUGGUUUCAGGGGCAAAUUCCGCCGCUGCCAACUACACAUAACACACAAACAGAAUAUGGAAUAAGACAGAAACAUCCGCUUCUCUAGCAAUUGCAAAGAACACUUAGGUAACCGUCUCCCAGGACAAAAGAAAGUCAUUGUCAGUGUCCCAGCUCCUCCCUCUUCCCGAAGACAACGGCCAUCCGUACACCUGACUGUCACGUCUGUCUCGCCCACCGUGGUUGAGCCGCACGCGAAUGGAGCCGUGUGCCUGCCGUGUUUGGGGAUUGUGUGGCAGCUGCUAGCCACAAGGUCAGCGGUGUGAGCCGUCUUUCUGAAUGCAUAAAGUUCUCAUGUCCCGUCCCAUCUUUGCGCUCCUUUCCCUCUGUCAACCGCCGAGAGCAGAGAGGCUCCCCUGUCAGGACCCACUUGGACAGGUGUGGGGGUUCUUUCUCCGUAGCGCUGGGAACAAACUGUCUCAAAGGCACACCGUUCACACGAAGCGAUGCAUAUCAUUCACUGCUCCGUGAAACGUGUGCCUGGAUCAGGGAAGAUUGCAAUCUCGGGAGGAGAAAUCUUGAAAGAACCACUUUGCCUGAAUGGGAAACAUGAAGCGAUGCUGUACUUCUAGGAGAGAGGAUGGGCCCCGGAGAGGGGAGCCAAGAGCCAUGGAGCAGGCCUCCCACGUCGUUGGCUCGGUAGCUAACGAGCAGAUAAGGAAACAGAAAAGAGUUUGAAGUGUCAGAUCUCCUGCAGAUGACGGAAAAUCCACCAUGCAAAUGAACAGAUAUCUCUUUGUGUAACACACACUCGCGUAGAUCUGAAAAACACGCUUGUCCCGAAUAAGAUUCUUGGCCUGCUUUCUUCUUUUUUUCAGCAUUCACUUAACUGUGUCAUCAAGGAUCAGAAAUACUGCAAAACGAUUUCUUUUGUCCCCCAGUUCUAUUACCUUAAGUCAAUUGGGUUGGGACAUUCUUUAAUGGAACUUGUGUGUCUUUUAUAAUAGGUUGAAAACCUUCAUCAAAAUCUGCAUUUAUUAAGACAAUAGCAUAUUGCAUCGAUCCUAAAGAAUGUCCAUGAAUCUUAAAUGAGUAAUGUUGGGUCCUCUAUAAUUGCUCUUCCUUUACCACCCUCUGCUUUAUGGAGCCAUUUCUGCAUCUGCUUCGCCCUCUCAUAGUUGAUUGGACAACUGUGCGCUGUGCCGUCAACAGCCUGGGCACUGGAAGAUGUCUCUCUUGCGUCUCAUUCUCUACCUGUCUGAAGCCUUUUUUGCUUUUAUGGUUUAGAGCUGCCAGCUCCUGUGUUAAGUUGGGUUUUCCAGAGGAGCGAAACCAGGGACACAUACAUGUAGGUAGACCCAGUCCAGCUCAAGUCUUUGGAUCAAAUGUUAACUGGAGCCCUUUCCUGAUUUACACCACUCACUGCUGACCAAUAAAUGAGGAAAUAGGAAGAUGAAGCAGGAGGUUGGGAAGACUGAGUCAAGGGGAUGCAUGGCAUGCUGCCAACCGCUCCCAGGGCUGACAGGUCACGUGACCGACUGCCUAAGUCUCGCGGGACUAGACACAAGAUUCAGGCCAACAAAAAGGAAGAAGGGAUAGAGUCAAUUCUCCAAAGGCUAUAUAAAAUAGGCCAAGGAGACGUCCGCAGGCUGAGACUGGCAUCUUAUGAGGGAUGCUGUACUGCCCCACUCCUGAGGGUCUGGCCCAGCAAAGUUGACACAGCGCCCAACACUCAAGAUUCCUGUCUCCUGGGUGGCAGCAUAGCCUCCCAAACAGAGCCGCCUGGAUGUUGGGAAAACCUGUAGGAUUAGUCGAUGUGUUUUAUAUACUUUACCCUGUCUCCAGUGCCGCCAGGUAGGGACUAAACUCUUAACUGAAAAUGUCAUGCUAAUGAACAGUGACUACUGGCCAAACACUUGUGUAUGCAGGUCACUUCUUCCCGGCAAGAUGUUGGACACUCCCUGGGGACCCCUGGGAGCAGAUCCAAAAACCCAUCUAGUGUUUUCCUCCAUUUCCUGAGCAGUUCCCAAUGCUGCUCUCCAGAAACCUCUGCCUCGGCCCCACCUUGCUCUCCUCUCCUUUCCCUCUUCCCAACCCUGGAUUCCCAACUCCUUUUGCUGAUGCUUCCCAAGGAGGAUAAUGAGACAUUCCCCCUACUCAAUUCAAAUUCAUGAGGAUUGGAAUGGUAAAAUGCUGUGUGGGGCAUGGUUACUAUACUUGGUUUCUGAUCUUUUUUUUCCCUCACUGUAAGCCAUAGUUUGAUUGUUGCAGCACUCACAGAAUGCCUUGUGUAUAAUGAUAUAUUGUAGAACUCCUAAAUUUAAGAAACCUGCUUCUCAUUACCGAUUUUUCUAUUUUACUUGCAAUCUCAUUUUAAAGUAAAAGAUAUGGAGUGCGUUAUACAGACACAUUAUAGGAAUCUCUUUCUUUCUGAUUUCAAGUGCCAUUUACAUUGACAACAUUGCUUUAUAAUAAAGACACAUUUUGUCCAAA